Messenger RNA from Nicrophorus vespilloides, 1720 nucleotides. RefSeq names its product ras-related protein Rab-40C (gene Rab40). Bases 283 to 1107 code for a protein of 274 amino acids. The record is from RefSeq and is a predicted model, not a curated record. Gene Ontology annotation, cellular component: synaptic vesicle; endosome; plasma membrane. Gene Ontology annotation, biological process: protein localization to plasma membrane; intracellular signal transduction. NCBI's taxonomy places the organism in Eukaryota, Metazoa, Arthropoda, Insecta, Coleoptera, Silphidae. The transcript is spliced from 5 exons. Gene Ontology annotation, molecular function: GTP binding; GTPase activity.
GCACAAAGUGAAAAUCCCUACGGACGCACAGCCCACUUGAAACCUGACAGUUCACCAUCUUGUUUGUUGAUCUACAAAAAAAAUAAUGUGAAUUAUAUAUGCAGCAAGGACUAACAAAGACGGACGUACCAGAAGAUUUGUUGCACAUCGAAGGACAAUCGCAUACGAUACGCGAUGAUCUCCAGUUUCGUUUCCGAGUGAUUUCACACAAGUAUCCACACCUCAGUGCUGUAGCCCAUACAGAUUGUUUAUUAUGGUGACAAUCACAUCAAUUCCACUAUUAUGGCUGAGGAUAGCAGUCGGCCCCCACAGAAAUCCUACGACUACUUACUGAAGUUCCUGCUGGUCGGUGACAGUGAUGUAGGGAAACAGGAGAUCCUCUCGGAUCUAGAUGAUGGGGCUUCAGAAUCACCUUUCUGCAGUGGCAGUGGAAAGUCUUAUAAAACAACAACUAUACUGCUGGAUGGCAAGAGGGUGAAGCUCCAGCUAUGGGACACUUCAGGACAAGGCAGAUUCUGCACUAUAAUAAGGUCUUAUUCGAGGGGAGCCCAAGGAGUUCUUCUUGUCUAUGACAUAACUAAUAGAUGGUCCUUUGAUGGAUUGGAUAGAUGGCUGAAGGAAGUUGAUGAGCAUGCGCCUGGGGUGCCAAAGGUGCUUGUUGGUAAUAGACUGGAAUUAGCGUUUAAGCGGAAAGUCGGCGUGAAGGAUGCUCAAGCGUACGCCGAUAAAAACAGCAUGGCUUUCUUCGAGAUAUCCCCGCUGUGCAACAAAUUCAAUGUCAUUGAAAGCUUCUGCGAACUCUCGAGAAUGGCCCUCCAAAGGAACGGCAUGGAAAGGCUAUGGAGAUCAAAUAAAGUGUUAAGUUUACAAGAGCUGUGCUGUCGCGCGAUUGUAACGAGGACGACCGUUUAUAGUAUAGAGCAGCUACCAUUACCGACGUGCGUCAAAUCCCACUUAAAGUCGUACGCGUUGACAACGCGAACGCAACUGAGGUACUCGCACAGUCAGAAGAAAAGCCAUUCUAAGAAGCUGAAGCUGCUCACAACCCCGUCAUCGCCGGCCGACAACAGGAGCUGCGUACCUAGAAACAGCUGCUGCAUUUCAUGAUGAACCAAAGACUUGUAAAUUCCCGAAGGAUAUAAAAGACCAGUGUGAAGUGGACUCGAUCAUUAAUAAAUUUGUGGGAAACUGAGUUUCUAUACAAUACGUACCUAUAAUACGUUCUGUCAUAUCAAGACCAACGUUGAUUUCUAUCAAGUCCUACAGGUGCGCGAUAUAUUUAGGUACGUUAAAGGUAUAAAACAGAAGAGAGAGAGUACAAAUAUUAAUGAGACAGUUUAAUUUUUUAUAUGCGUAUAAAAACAAUGACAGAAAAUAAUACUAUAUAUAUAUAUAUACAUACAUAUAUUUUUUUGUUACGUUGUGUUCUGGUUAUACUCGAGAACUAACUAUUUAAAUCUGCAUAUAUAUAUCCUUUUUCUUAUAUGACUAACCGUCCUAUUUACACUAAACUAAUUGAUAUAGCAAUGACUCGUCGUAAACUACUCCACUUGUUCAAAGGCAGCACAUGGGACAAAGAUAUGAAACUGAAUGACCUCAGCUUGCGGCAUCACAGACUGAGACCUAUAGAUUUAGGUGAUUCGUUGUGAAUAAGCGAACGAGUGAUUUUGCAAUAAUUAUUUUCGAUAUGCAAAAAAAAAAGAAUGAGAGAAGAAACAAA